Molecule: messenger RNA, 975 nt
Organism: Lentinula edodes (shiitake mushroom)
Lineage: Eukaryota; Fungi; Basidiomycota; Agaricomycetes; Agaricales; Omphalotaceae
Product: transmembrane adaptor Erv26-domain-containing protein
Exons: 4
Coding region: 1-975 (324 amino acids)
Biological process (GO): endoplasmic reticulum to Golgi vesicle-mediated transport
Cellular component (GO): COPII-coated ER to Golgi transport vesicle; Golgi membrane; endoplasmic reticulum membrane
Molecular function (GO): COPII receptor activity
Source: RefSeq, a predicted model, not a curated record
AUGGGCGUGCUAUUCUAUCUUAGCUAUGUUGCCAUUCUAGUGACCUUUGCUUUCAUCACAUUGUCAAUCGCGAGCGGGCUCCUUUACAUCUCCGAACUCAUUGAAGAGCAUUCCCAACUUGCAAAAAUUGUGGGUCAGAGGACAACUUAUAUCAUCAUACUGUUCCAUGUAACUCUUUACUUCACCGAUGCACUACCGCUCAAGCAUACUCUCUUUUCCAUUUUCUGCCAUAUGGUUUACCUUCAAAACUUUUCAAACACAUGGCCAGUCAUCCCACUCACAUCGUUUGUCUUCCUCGCCUCUUGCUUGUUGGUCAUCGCCGACCAUUUUCUCUGGUUCUUCCACUUUGCACACCUAACGCAAGAUGCAAGACACCAGAGGAACUAUCAAGGGCGAGGGGCAAUAACAGCUCCAUCAUUCACAGAGAUCGUAACUUUCUUCGGCGCCUGCGUAUGGUUGACACCCUUAUUUAUUUUUCUGAGUCUCAGCGCCAACGAUAACGCAAUUCCGCUCCGGUCAGCUGAACCGAGUUCUCCCUCCGUAAAUAAGACAAAAUUUGCUCCUCAGCAACCUCGCCAGUCGCUGCUACGUUCUAUAUUAUCGAAACUUCCAGGAUCCAAGUUCUCCCGCACCGAAGGUCUCAUUGCUCCUCCAUCUCCUUACCACUCGGCAUCAAUACCGUCUGACGAUACGGCUUUGCGCUCGCCUUCCAUUGGGGGCUUGUAUCAAAACGCAUUAUCUCCUCCACCGAAAUCACCUGGUCCUCGACAAUCGCAGGACUUUUUCUCAAUCAAAAAUUCAAGCUCAGGCAGCUUCCAACUCUCUACACCUCCGCGAAGGUCACAAUCGACGCUUCGGAGCAGUAAUAUUAGAGAAGGGGAGGGUGCUGAGUUAACUCCGAAAAGAAUAGGGCUGGGUUUACGAAGGGCAGCGAGCUCAAGUGGUGGACCUUUGGGUAUCAAGGAAGAUGAUUAG